AUGUUUUCCCUCGUAAUCGUCUGGGGGUUGCUCAAAGUCGUCAGAGCGGUCGCGGCUCCUGCCGAUCCAUGCACAGCAGCCACAACAACAACAUGGGUUCCAAGCAAAGUUGCUCAUGCUUGCGAGUUGAAUGUCCCAUUCAACAAAGCACGCAGCGAAACCAUCAUGGACUCCGUGCUCAAGUCUCUGCAAUACUAUUCACUGGAGACAUGGUUCCUCAACUCGCCAAAUCCGCUCAUCCCACAUAAUGUCAAUGUUCGCGCCUUACUUGAAGGUGUACAGAAACAGACAUCGACAGUGGGCUUCAAGACGGACUGGGACUUCAAUAUGGCCGUUACUGAUGCGUACAAUCGAGAAGCAGAUGGACACACCCUCUUUGUGGCAGACUGCACGGAAGCGUUCAGCUGGAACUUGCCAUUUUCUAUCGCAACUCUUGCCCAAAGUCCGUUUGAUGCCGUCGCUGAACCUACAUUCCUUGUCAACUACGACUUCCCCAACCAAGGUCGGACUGGGUUGGAAGCGUUUUACGAAAGUCUGGGUGUACAUGUUCGCCCUUUGGACGGUUCCCGAAUUCUCAAAAUCAAUGGCGUUGAUGCGAAAACCUACCUGGUGGAUUUGGCGACCACCUCAAAUAUCUUCAACGGUCUGGUUGGCUCCUUCGAAACAGUCAAUCCAAGGUUCAUGAGGCUUAUGUCACGGUACUCGGCGGAUACAAUGGCUGGACUAUUCACACAGGAAGUGGGUCGCUUUGGCCAGCGUGCAUUCUAUCCUGGCGCAGACGAAGUCACCAUUCAGCUUCAACCACCAAAGGGGGUACCAGUGACCGUUACUAUUCCAUGGGCGGCAACAUUCAUUGGAUUGGGCAACUCCACAGCAUCUUUCAUUGCAGAAACGUGUCUGCCCCCGACUGACGAGAAUGCACGACGCAGAAGACUCGAGCGGAGACUGGAACUGAGCUCGAUGAACGAGAAGAGAAAGGCUGUCAUUUCUCCCGAGUCACAAGACAAGAUGCGAAAACAAGCUUCUACUCAGCGUGUCCUGGCCAACCCCGUACAACCCACUCUCAAGUCAUUUGGGCACUUCGUUACCCUGGAUAUAUACCAGCUCGCAGAACAUCCUAAGGUUGGAGUUGUUUACUUCGAGCAGUUUGAGCCCUCGGAUGGAACCGGUGCCAACGACUACUUUAAUGGUAUCUCGGAUACCCUAUUCACCGGCUUAAGUGCCCUCAAGGCCGCAGGGGUCAAGCAUAUCCUGGUCGACAAUUCAGGAAAUCGUGGCGGUUUCAUCUUCGCAGGUGCCAUCGCAUUGUGGUCGCUAUGGCCGAAAGAUUUGUUCCCCGGCUUCCCUGCGGUCUUCCGAGAGUCUGACCUGAUCAGGCGGCAGUCGGAUGUUGCCGCUCAAACGGAAAACUUGAACUCGGAGUAUUUGUUUGAGUUUUACCGCGACCUCGAAUACGUCCUCCUACAAAAUAACUCCCAAUUCAUGGACCCCCCUGUCCCUCAGGUCGUAAAUGGUGUUCGUGAUGCUUUCUCAAAGCAGUUCCUCGAUGACUUUGGCGACAACUCGUCCGGCGUGACCAACUUCACUGAGCCGCCAUUUGAAGGCAAAGACUACGUUAUGGUUGCCAACAGUAUUUGCGCAUCGACUUGCUCCGUCUUCAGCUCGUAUAUGUUCCAAAAGCAUGGGGUCCGGUCGGCGGUAUUCGGCGGUACACCCGACUCCUCCCUUUCGCAAUUUGACGGGGGGGUGAAGGGCUCGGAAGUUACGGACUACGAUAGCAUCCUUUUUGAGCUCGAAACGCUUGGCUUGCAGGACGACCCAGCUGCCCCACAGCCGUUGCCCAUCGAAGUUUCCUUCUCAAUGAACUUCCGCAACGCAAUUCCAUUUAUCGACAAACAGGAUGGGAUUCUGGAAUACGUGUUUGAGCCGGACACGAAAAAGUUCCAGUUUACGUUUGACCAGUUCAAUCGCCCUCAAAAAGUUUGGGAGUUUGUGGCGGAACAAUUUUGGGGUCAGGAAUAA
Molecule: messenger RNA, 2022 nt
Organism: Mycena indigotica
Lineage: Eukaryota; Fungi; Basidiomycota; Agaricomycetes; Agaricales; Mycenaceae
Exons: 8
Coding region: 1-2022 (673 amino acids)
Source: RefSeq, a predicted model, not a curated record